CUCAGGUGCUCGUAGUUCAUAGAUACCGGGUUUUGACUUUUGAGAAGAACUAUUCGCAUAUCCAUCCCCUCGCGACGCGUAAAGGCACACGCUCGUAUCAAUAUCUAGAAUUGCUAAAUAUAUCUCGCCCAACAUGGCUACAACUGCGGCCACCACUGCACGGCCAAAUGCGGAUAAACCCACUGUAAUCUGCGUCUUCUGCGGCGCAUACAGCGGCAACUCCCCGGCCCACCUCGCCGCAGCCCGCGCCCUCGCCCACAUCUUCCACAAAGAAAACAUCACCCUCGUCUACGGCGGCGGCACGGGCGGCAUCAUGGGUGAGCUCGCACGUACCCUUGUCUCUCUGUCGGGUCCCAAGGCUGUCCACGGCGUGAUUCCCACCGCCCUCGUCAAGAUCGAGAACGGCUAUCGGACAUCGCUUACGGCUAGAGAUGGGGGAAAGGAGCCGGAGCGGGUUAUUAUUAUGAGCGAUGACAAUGCGCAGGGCGGGGCGGAGGCGGGGUCAUCGAUGGGGGAGUCGGAGUAUGGACUCACGACGCUGGUGCCGGAUAUGCAUACGCGUAAGCGAACGAUGGCGCAAAAGGUGAUGGAUGGGGGUCCGGGGAGCGGCUUUGUUGUUCUUGCGGGCGGAUUUGGGACACUGGAGGAGGCGAUGGAGAUGGUUACGUGGAAUCAGCUUGGGAUUCACAAUUGUGGGAUUGUGCUGCUGAAUAUUGAUGGGUAUUGGGAUGGGUUGUUGCAGUGGGUGGAGAAGAGUGUGGAGUCUGGGUUUGUGAGCCAUGCGAACAAGGGGAUUCUGGUUGAGUGUCGCAGCGUAGAGGAGGUUCUGGGGGCGUUGAGAGGGUAUAGGCUUAGCGAGGAGAGGUAUUCGCUGAAUUGGACGUCCAAUUAAGGGAUAGCUGAAGCAUGAGGGAAGUGAAGAUGGUAUGAGGACUCCUUGCGUUCCCCCGGUUUGCGCUCUUUUAUUAUUAUUAGAUUAGAAUGUUGAAUUUUUAUGGCGUUGUUUCGGGGUAGAGGGGGGAAGUGAUAGAAAACGUAAUCUAUUCCGAUAAACAAAGCAUGACUGGAAAACAUGGAGUAUCAAAAAUAGACAUCGUAUUCAAGUAAAAGAAAUCAAGAACCAGUCUCAUCCAUCAUCAUCACAUCAUCAUGAAUCAACUUCCAUCGACUG
Molecule: messenger RNA, 1171 nt
Organism: Histoplasma capsulatum G186AR
Lineage: Eukaryota; Fungi; Ascomycota; Eurotiomycetes; Onygenales; Ajellomycetaceae
Product: lysine decarboxylase-like protein
Exons: 2
Coding region: 134-892 (252 amino acids)
Biological process (GO): cytokinin biosynthetic process
Cellular component (GO): cytosol
Molecular function (GO): hydrolase activity, hydrolyzing N-glycosyl compounds
Source: RefSeq, a predicted model, not a curated record